GCAGGAUCGUGAUGCCAUCAUGAUCCUGCACAUGGGUGGCACCUUUGCCGGCGAUGGCGGGAAACCAGCAACUCUGGACCGUUUCCGUGCCAACUAUGUCCUUCUUUCUCCCUCCAUCAAGCGCCGACUCGUGUUGGAGAAUGAUGAUGUAUCCUGGUCGGUCCAUGACCUGCUCCCGGUCUGCGAGGAGCUGAACAUCCCCCUCGUCCUCGACUACCACCACCACAACAUCAUCUUCGAUGCCGACAAAUGCCGCGAGGGCACCCUCGACAUCUCGCAGCCAGAGAUCUCGGCCCGCAUCGCUGCCACCUGGACCCGCAAGGGUAUCAAGCAGAAGAUGCACUAUUCGGAGCCAUGCCCUGGCGCAGUGUCGGGACAUGACAGGCGCAAGCACAGCCCUCGCGUUGCUACGCUGCCUCCCUGCCCCCCCGAUAUGGAUCUCAUGAUCGAGGCCAAGGACAAGGAGCAGGCCGUGUUUGACCUGAUGCGGCGUUUUAAGCUGCCCGGGCACGAGAAGAUUGCCGAUGUGAUCCCCCACAUGCGAGAGGACCAGGACCGCCCCGCUAAGAAGGCCAAGAAGGCUUCGCCCAAGAAGCGGAAGGUCAAGUCUACAGAUGGGGAAGACGAGGCUGCGGGGGAUGGUGGCAAGAAGGAGACAGCUGAGCCCGCGCCCGCUGAUAGUGCCUUGGUUGUGAGCCCUGAGGACUUUGGUAUGGGUGGCCCCUUGGGACGUGUGUAUUGGCCUGUGGGUUUUGACGCGUGGCUGGAGCCCAAGAAGAAGGAGAAGAAGGGUGGGAAAGAAAAGGAGGAGAAGACGAAGGGAGGGAAGAAGGCUGUGGACCAGAGCACUACAGAGGGUUGAGAUUUGCCGAGAUUUACCAGGCGGUGAGGGACCGAUAGGCGAUGAGCAUGUGCGCAGGUCUAUGAGAAGCGAUGGUGUAAGGGCCUUCCCGUGAAUAUCUAUAAGGAGAACUUCAUUUCGGGUGGGAUUCGGGCAGGGCUGACUUACUCUUGUAUGAGCCAGCCCUAUGGCACACUGCAAGAUUGACAUGUCGGUCAUUACGGCCGAUGUCAAAGCGAUACGACUUUUUACACAUGCAUUUCUCGUACAUAUUUUUAUUGAUCGUGGAAUUUUCCCACC
Cryphonectria parasitica EP155 is the source of this 1141-nucleotide messenger RNA. Its product is annotated as UvdE-domain-containing protein. The record is from RefSeq and is a predicted model, not a curated record. Gene Ontology annotation, biological process: mitochondrial DNA repair; nucleotide-excision repair; response to UV. Bases 20 to 862 code for a protein of 280 amino acids. The transcript has a single exon. NCBI's taxonomy places the organism in Eukaryota, Fungi, Ascomycota, Sordariomycetes, Diaporthales, Cryphonectriaceae. Gene Ontology annotation, molecular function: endonuclease activity. Gene Ontology annotation, cellular component: nucleus; mitochondrion.